UCCAACAAGUUUGGGGAUCUUCUUCUUAUCGCUUGUUCUAUUUUCAAUUUUGUCGCGCUCGCGUUAUUUUUUUUUUAAUCAAAGGAACUUGCCGAGCAGGAAAAGAGCUUCACGCGUGCCACCCCCUUCUCGGCGUGUGGUCCCCUUCGUAUACUGAAGGAGUGCAGGUUGCUGCGGCCACCGCGCUGCCUGCUUCUCGGCUUCACUGGUCAGUGUGUUCCGGCAGACGGCCACGAUGUUGCAGGUUGCCAGAUCUGCAACGAACUGUGAUUACUGGAUCGACGGCUCCAACAAAGAAAGCGCCCUGGAAGAUUACUAUGAGGUCGAAACGGAACUGGGACGUGGUGCUACUUCAGUCGUGUAUCAAUGUAGACAAAAAGGAACUGGGAAGCCUUUUGCUGUGAAAGUGCUGAAGAAAACUAUAGAUAAAAAAAUAGUUCGAACUGAAAUCGGAGUUCUACUUAGACUCUCCCACCCCAAUAUUAUUAGACUGAAAGAAAUCUUUGAGACUCUAACAGAGAUCAAUUUGGUUCUGGAACUGGUCACAGGAGGAGAACUAUUUGACAGGAUUGUUGAAAAGGGAUAUUACAGUGAAAAAGAUGCUGCAAAUGCUGUCAAACAGAUUCUGGAGGCAGUUGCAUACCUGCAUGAAAAUGGAAUCGUUCAUCGUGAUCUCAAACCUGAAAAUCUUCUCUAUGCUUCUCCUACUCCAGAUGCAUUGUUAAAAAUAGCUGACUUUGGACUUUCCAAGAUUACAGAAGAUCAAGUGACCAUGAAGACUAUAUGUGGAACACCAGGAUACUGUGCCCCUGAAAUUUUACGAGGCUGUGCCUAUGGACCAGAAGUUGACAUGUGGUCAGUGGGAGUCAUCACCUACAUAUUACUGUGUGGCUUUGAACCAUUCUAUGAUGAGAGAGGAGAUCAAUACAUGUACAAGAGGAUCCUGAACUGUGACUAUGACUUUGUCUCCCCCUGGUGGGAUGAGGUCUCACUUAAUGCAAAGGAUUUGGUUAGAAAAUUGAUUCUUUUGGACCCUAAGAAACGUCUAACUACCUAUCACGCCCUGCAACACCCCUGGGUAAUAGGAAAAGCUGCAAAUUUCAUACAUAUGGAUAAUGCACAAAAGAAACUUCUGGAAUUCAAUGCUCGUCGCAAACUAAAAGCUGCGGUAAAAGCUGUGGUAGCAUCUAGUCGCCUUGGAAAUACAAAUAGCCAGAACAACAUUGAAAGUAGCAGCACUGAUCCCAAUGGCUCAUCUUUCCAGCAGAACGAAGCAGUGGAAAAUGAAAACUUUCAAGAUUUACAUAGAACAGUGGAAGAUGAUGUGAAUCAAAACACUGGUCAUGAUAGUGCUGCUAAUGCUGGUGAUGCCAGUAGUGAUGUCAGUGCUCAUACCAACACUGGUGAUGCCAGCAGUGAUGUCAGUGCUGAUGCCUACAUUGGUGAUGUCAGCGGUGAUGUCAGUCCUGAUGCUGUCACCAUGUUAGAAUCACAGGAAAGGUCAAAAGAAACACUGCAAGAACAGGAGUUCCCUGACGAUAUAGAAAAGGUUGAUGAAUAGGGUGAUGUACGUGAACUGGGAAUUGUGUGCAGUGCUUCACAGAAAUGUUAUCAUAGAAAGAAGCAGAACCAACAUUACAAUUUAUCUUUGAAUGUAGGUUUAAAAAAAAAGCAAUUUUACUGCUCCAGUUGUUUAAACUGUACGCUGUGCAUGAGAUGCCAGUGGUGUGGCUUUUGUGUUGAUUUAAUAAUGGCUGUUAAUUGGUGUACAGGCUUGUAAUGAUGAAAGUUCCACGAUAUUUUCUUGCAUGCAAUUUGCUUCAGCAGUUUGAAUGGCUUAUAUAGUCUGAAGCCUGAAUGGCUUGUAUAGUCCAAAAGAUUAGUUCAAGUUGCAUCAGCUUUCAGCUGAAUUUUAGUCCCUUAUUAGCUUGAAGGUUUCAUUUAAAUUUGCCUAUUUUCUAUUUUGCGUAUAAAGUUGUGCUGAUGUCAAUCAGUACAGUAUUCAUUAAAUUAAUUUCUUCACUGUUACAUUCUCUACUUAUUAAUAAGAUUUACAAUAGUUUAAAAUCAUUUUUGUUAUAGUUUUGCACUAUAGCUUUUCUCAUCCAUAGACAUUUAAAGAGAAAACUUUAAGGACGUUUGAGCUGUUCAAACUGUUUAAUUUGAAUAAUACAGUGCAUUAUUCCAUAUCCUAAAUCCUUCCAUGUCAAUAAUGCAUAUAAUGUAAAGGAACAGAAGCACUGAUAGUUUACUGACGGUUUACAAUGAAAAUGUUGGUGGCAUUGUGGCUCAGUGGUUAGCACUGCUACCUCACGACGUCAGGGACCUGGGUUCGAUUCCACCCUCAGGCAACUGUCUGUGUGGAGUUUGCAUGUUCUCUUUGUGUCUGUGUGGGUUUCCUCUGGGUGUUCCAGUUUCCUCCCACAGUCCAACGAUGUGCAGGCUAGGUGGAUUGGCCAUGCUAAAUUGUCAAUAGUGUUCAGGGAUGUGUAGAUUAGGUGGGUUAUAGGGGGAUGGGACUGGGUGGGAUGCUGUGAGGGUCAGUGUGGACUUGUUGGGCCGAAGGUCCUGUUUCCACACUGUAGGGAUUCUGUGAGUUCUAUAGCUGUCAAAAGAUCAAAACUGCUAAUUGGGCAAAGUGGUUUUCUAAUGUUAACACUGGAAAUUACAUUAAACUAAUAAAAAUAGCAUAAAUCACUUGCAACAGACCACACACAAAUGUAAGUGUUGUGUGUGAUACUUUUCUAUAUUUAUUUUGAAAACAGGCAUAUUUAUUUAAUGGGUGAUAAUCUUUGUGUUUUCAGAUUGUAUUGAUAUUUUGCUUUUACACUUUCUCAGAAUUAUUAAUGUGAAUGGAAUCAAACUGGAAAUAUAUUAUUAAUAUUCUUCUGAAUACAAAAUCUAUUGAGUGUCUUUUUCAGUAUUUGUAAUGCAUGCUACACAGAAUAAAAUUCUAGAAUAUUUUUUAACAUACUGGCAUGCAGAAUAGGUGCACCGAAUAAUACAUGGUUAAGAAAAUCAAAAACAGUUUUUCCUACCCAGUUCCAAUCACAAAGUUUAUUUGUAUUUCUACUCGUGGUCAAAGUGUUGCAUUCAAGAACUAUGUUAAUGAUUAAAUGUACUGCCUGAGAU
Molecule: messenger RNA, 3132 nt
Organism: Rhincodon typus (whale shark)
Lineage: Eukaryota; Metazoa; Chordata; Chondrichthyes; Orectolobiformes; Rhincodontidae
Gene: camk4
Product: calcium/calmodulin-dependent protein kinase IV
Exons: 11
Coding region: 236-1561 (441 amino acids)
Biological process (GO): protein phosphorylation
Molecular function (GO): calcium/calmodulin-dependent protein kinase activity; calmodulin binding; ATP binding
Source: RefSeq, a predicted model, not a curated record